CUCUUAAUUAUUACUAAUCAAACUCUCACUCACUUUCUCUCUCUACAAACUUUCACUCUAACAAUUUAUCAGCUAAACACUUUCUCUCUCUAACUUCAUCCAAUGUCCUUCACCUAUAAUUACUACACCAACGGCGAGGCGGAGCCGCCCAAUUCCAAGCCGCCGCCGGCCCUUACAUCGUCGGCUUCUUUCAAGUCACGCAGCAAGCCGAAGCUCAAUUUCAAUGCAGGAACCGGCACCGGCGUCGGCGGUUCAGAUGUGGAUGAUAUCAUCACUCUUUUACAUGGCUCCGAUCCCAUUCGCGUCGAGCUUAACCGCCUCGAGAAUGAAGUCAGAGAUAAAGAGAGGGAACUUGCGGAAGCAAUUUCGGAAAUUAAGUCAUUGAAGAUUUCGGAACGUUUGAAAGAGAAAGCAGUUGAAGAGUGUACAGAGGAGCUACAUAAAGUAGACGAAAAAUUAAAAGCUGGUGAAGCUCUUUUGGAAAGCAAGAAUCUUGAGCUGAAAAAGAUAAAUGAUGAGAAAAAAGCAGCUUUAGCUGCACAAUUUGCUGCAGAAGCCACACUUCGAAGGGUUCAUGCUGCUCAGAAAGAUGAUGAAAUGCCUCCCAUUGAGGCCAUCAUCGCUCCACUUGAGGCAGAACUGAAAUUGGCUAGGCUGGAGGUAGCAAAAUUGCAAGAUGACAAUAGAGCACUUGAUCGGCUAACCAAAUCUAAGGAAGCUGCUCUACUUGAGGCUGAGAGAACUGUUAAAAUGGCUUUGGCAAAAGCAUCCUUAGUUGAUGAUCUUCAAAACAAAAAUCAAGAGUUAAUGAAGCAAAUAGAAAUCUGCCAGGAGGAGAAUAGAAUCUUAGACAAAAUGCUUCGACAAAAAGUUGCUGAGGUUGAAAAACUGACCCAAACUGUUCGUGAGCUCGAGGAAGCUGUCUUAGCUGGAGGGGCUGCUGCUAAUGCUGUGCGUGAUUAUCAGAGAAAAGUGGAAGAGAUGAAUGAUGAGAAAAAGACUCUGGAACGUGAAGUAGCUCGUGCAAAAGUUAGUGCGAAUCGAGUUGCUACUGUAGUUGCAAAUGAGUGGAAAGAUGGGAAUGACAAAGUUAUGCCUGUAAGGCAGUGGCUUGAAGAAAGAAGAUUUUUUCAGGCGGAAAUGCAACAACUUAAAGAUAAAUUGGCGGUCGCUGAGCGCACUGCAAAGGCAGAAGCUCAGAUGAAAGAAAAAUACCAAUUACGAUUCAAAGUCUUAGAGGAUAGACUUAGAGCUUCAAAUGGUAAUUCUCGUUCUACGUGUGAAGGAAAAAGCAUAAUCAAUGGGUCUUCACGGCGUUUGUCUCUUGGUGGAGUUGAAAGUUUAUCCAGAUCCAAUGGUUUGUCCAAAAAAGCAUCAAAUACACAAGGUGGCUCUUUCCGAUCAAGAUCAUUUGAUGGGCGCAGUGGGUCGCUGGAUGCAGCAAAAUUGAUUUCAGAAAAGAUGAGUAAUGAUAAUGUACUCAGCAGCACCAUCGAUCAUUCUCAAAGUAGUGAAACAGAUAAGUGUGAGGAGCAUGCAAAUGGGAUAUCGGUGGAAAAAUUAAAAUCAGAACAUGGGGAUUUUGUUUCAGGAAUCUUGUACGAUAUGUUACAGAAAGAGGUGAUAACUUUAAGAAAAGCUUGCCAUGAAAAAGAUCAAAGUCUGAAGGACAAAGAUGAUGCAGUUGAGAUGUUGGCAAAGAAGGUUGAUACAUUAAACAAAGCAAUGGACGUUGAGGCAAAAAAGAUGAGAAGGGAAGUAGCUGCCAUGGAAAAAGAAGUUGCUGCUAUGCGGGUUAGCAAGGAACAGGAUCAAAGGACAGGGCGGACCAGUGGUCCUAGAGCUGGUCUGUUGAUGUCUGCAAGGAAUUCAAGAAAUUUAUAGCCGAUGAAUACAUCUCCGAUGAUGUCCGGACGAAAACAUAACUAAUGACCUGGCGUUAAAGCCAGAAGUUAGUACGGUUUGUACCUUUUUCUGUUUCCAGCUGCUUCAGUUUUUCUCAGCCAGGUAGCCAAUUUGUAAAGAACUGACUCUAGGUUUCCUAGAGAAAUCACCAUGUUAUAUAUCUCUUACAUCAGAUAAUAAUAUAAAGAUCAAGUGUGGCUUGAAAGAAUAUACACAAUAACUGUGGUGAACUAUUUUGAAGCUAAAUAGAUGUAUAGUUGUAUACUUCA
Messenger RNA from Mercurialis annua (annual mercury), 2174 nucleotides. RefSeq names its product microtubule-associated protein 70-1-like. Lineage: Eukaryota; Viridiplantae; Streptophyta; Magnoliopsida; Malpighiales; Euphorbiaceae. Gene Ontology annotation, molecular function: microtubule binding. Gene Ontology annotation, biological process: cytoskeleton organization. The transcript has 11 exons. The record is from RefSeq and is a predicted model, not a curated record. The coding region runs from base 103 to 1884 and encodes 593 amino acids.